AUGGCAGAUGGAUCAUCUUUUCAGAUAAAUACACCCUCAUUCGAGGAAGGUAGUAUCAAUUUGAACGAUGAUCUAGCCACAGGGUCAGACCGGUCUGACGCCAACUCGACCGUGUACGAGUCGUCGUCGAAUGCUCGCUUUAGCAGCCAUCCUUCCAGAAUCCUGACCCACAAGCGCACGGGGUCAAUGGCGUCGCUUUCGAAUUUCAACCAACGGCAAAGUUUGGAUAUCGAGAGUGUGGCCCUGAACAACACUUUUUUCAAUUUCGAGGAGAACGGGAAAGACGAGUAUUCGCCAUUGGGGCAGAACUCGAUCUACGAGUUGACCAUUGGCUCGGAUGUCGCGCGUCUGAGGCGGAACCGGACUCCAAAGACCUCGGUCACGCUACACGGCGGAGCCACCACGAUUGCCAACAUCCACACUCCAACACACAAGGAGAUUCCGCAAAUACAGCUACAGCGGUUAAGGAACAAGGUCAGCAACCACACGAUAGAGGAGAAGUUCAUCAACAACAUAGCUGCCGAGUAUAAAAAGUACGAACAGAGCUAUCGAGCCUUGACGGAGGACUCGCUAAAGAAACUUUCGCAGACGGCAGAGCAGGCGCUCUCUGCAUCCUCAUCGAUAGAAAACUUCCAUCCCAGCGAAAAGAGGCUGCUACUACCACUACUGCUGCUGCUAGCGCAAAUCCCCGAGGUGUUUCUAGAUCCCGAUCUAAAGUUGGACGAUCCGCGCAUAUUCAAGCAAGUCUUGCAGGACUCGGAGUUGAGGCUCGGCGAAGAAGACACUAUUAUCAAGGAUACUGCAUUGCAGGAUAAACUAUCGCAUUAUUUAGACAUUGUGGAAGUCAAUUUGGUUUCCGAGAUUGAAAAGUCCUCGGACUCGUUUUUCGACGCCAUUGGAGAUAUCGAAAGCAUCCAAAAGAAUGCUGAGCAUUGCGUCAAGAACUACAACGCCAUAGCUGAAAAGCUCGCGAUUCUUGAGCAAAAGCAAGCGAAGCAAGCAAUCAGGAUUCUCGAGAAGAUGAUCAAGAAGCGUAACGUCGAGUCAUUGGAGGCAUCUGUUCAUCAACUCGAGCAUGUCACCGCCAUGACCCAACGUGCAAACAAGUCGUUUCAAGAUAACGACUAUUUCAAAUGCUUGAACGAAAUUGUGGCCGUGGAAAGUCUUAUAUCGGGGAUUCCACACGAUAGCAUAAUUGACGACGCAGUGAAAAGCAUCUACCCUAAUCUCCCAGUUAUCGAUUUGCAAACACUACCUGCAUUGAUCCAUCUACAAAACGACUUGCAAACGCUUAAAACGGACUGCUCCAAGAAAUAUAUAGAGGACUUUGUCGAGUUGUUGAUGAAAGACUUGAGAAAUCACUACACAAACGUGCCAACACGAGACACUUUGAACAGAAUGUACGUUAACAAAGACAAGACAAGAAAAUAUGCAUCAAAGCCCGUCAAUUUGCGGUAUCGAAACGUCGAGGACUCGGUGAAGCUGUCACUAGAGGAGUUUGUCAAAAAUCUCAUAAAAGCGGGCGAGCUUGCCAACGCUUACACCGUGUACCAGAAUAGAUUUAUCAAUGAGAUUAAGGAAAUCAUCAAGCUGAACUUGCCAACUAGCACUGCAACUAGCACUGCAACUGGAGCAGCAACUGCAGCAAGUGCCACCAACUCUGCCCAAAGCUCAAUCGAAUCUACUCCAGUACCCGAAUUAUCCAAGCCUGGCCAAGCCCCAAAUGCCAUGAGCGCCAACAUCAAAGUGUUGACUCCAAAAGAAUUCGAGGAAAUGCUUUGCCAGACGUAUGCCCAGUUGUCGGAGUGCUUGAGGAGGUUGACUGUACACCAAAAGUUGUUGCUUGACAUUGCAUUAACCACUUUGCCCCCUACCGCUGAGACAAACAUCAUGUCCUUGGACAUCACAAAGGCAAUCCACAAGGCCAUCGAGUUGACUCAAAUACGAAUCAUGAAGGUUAUCAGUGUGCGACUGGAGCAAACAGGCGACUUGCCGGUGCCACUUUACUUACGGUUGUACUCCAUCACAUCCGCCUACCUCCAAGAAUGUGAACUUAUAAACCCAGCAUUUAGCUUCAGCGGCGCAGGAAACGUGUUGAGCGAAUGGUUUCAAAACCACAUUACUUAUUUUGUGCAUAGGCUUCACGUCAACUCUUUUAAGCAGAUGACAGCUAGCUGUGCCAAGGAGACAUGGAAGGUUCUUGAAGAACCUCAAGCCCUUAAACGUGCUCAAGAGUCCAUCAAUGAAGUCAGUGGCUAUGCCGAGUUUGUUCAGUCCAAUGGGGCAAAGGGGUUUUCCGGUGCCGAGUGGUUAAACGCAUUUGACUUUUAUGAAGAUGACACCGACAAGAAUAACAAUAACGACAAUGACAACAGCAACAACAACAACCGGCUGCCAGUGGAAUCUACCGAAAAUACCGAAAACGGAGCAUCGCCGUCAACGUUGUUUGUUGGUGAAGACAAUGAGUUUAUUGUUCCCAACUUGGCAGUGGUGGUGGCGAACCAUGCAAAGAACUACUUGAUAGCAUGCAAAGCGUUUCCGAAUUUUGUAUACACGAUAGAAAGCAACCUCCUUCUUUACUUUAAAGACCUCAAUUCAAAGACAUCGCAAGCUGUGUUGGGAGCUGGCGCAACUCGAACCGCGGGACUAAAACACAUUACAACAAAGCAUUUAGCAUUAUGUAUUCGGUUUAUCGAAUUCAAUAUAGCAUACCUUCAAAAAUUGAAGGGAGCGUUCAAAGAAGCCAAACCACAAGACGAAGACGAGAUGACGUUUGCUAAAACGAUUAGCAACUACAAAGACCAUGAGACUGAGUUAUUCGCCAAGAUUAUCACCAUUAUGCAAGACAGAACCGUUUUGGGUUGUAAGAAGUUGUUGAGCAUUGAUUGGUCGGUGCCGCUCAAACACCCGCAGCAGUGCCACGGCUACAUGGAGGAUUUAGUGCGAGACACGUCCACCGUGGCCAAGGUUUUGAUGAAGUACUUGCCGGAAUUGAAGUACUCGCUUGUGUUGCUGCAAAUCUUUGAUAGCUACAAGAGACUCCUCGUUGAAAGCUACUGCACCAAGUUGCCCGCAUUCAAGGAUUUCAACGAAAAGCACAACUUGUUGCGGGACAUUGACUAUUUCAGGGUCAAGCUUGGCGAUUUGCCCGGGUAUGGAAAUUCGGGACAGGUGAUUUGGGAGAAUGUCAAUCUGAUGCCGACGGAAGAAGACGUUCAAAUGGAGGAAAAGAUGAGACAAAGUGCAGACCUUGAGAAAAAGAAUAGGGAAAAUAAGGAGAAGAUGGAGAAUAAGAAGAAGAAUAUGGUACAACAAGCAGAGACGCCAGCAGCGACGCCGGUAGCGACCGCCACUCCAUUAGUGGGGAGGCUCUUCCAAGGGUUGGGUUCAGGUCGAAGCUCAUUUGAGCAAAGUGCAAUCCUGACGAAGGAAAAUCUUGCCGUUAGUGAUAAUAACGGCGAGAAUCAACAACGGGCGUCGAUUGACUCUGCUUUGGAAAAUCCCACGAAACUGACAUCACCGAUAGCUGAAGCAGCAAAACCAAGAGAGAAAGAGAUUAACGCAGAUGUGGUAAUUACUGCAGAUGAAACUGUCACUAAGCCAGCCGAAACGCUAAAAAAGGACGAGCCGGAUGUUUUGUUUGACAUCAAUCAGGAAUAUCUGGAAAUUUCAUCAGGAAUCGAAGAGAAAGAAGACGGGGAGUCUCUGGAAACCAAGGACAAGGAUAGCGUUGCAAAACUGGAAAACGUGGCAGUAGAUGGAAAGCAGCGUCCUGGCUCAGUAGAGUUGGACGAGGCGAAAAAAAUUGACGCACAAGCAGACGAUGGACCUAGCGAUGUGGCAAAUGGGGAGCCAUCGCCAGUAAAGGACGAAAAUGUCCCUGAAAAUGUCCUUGAAAAGGAGGAUAAACAAGCUUCAAAAGGGGCACCGGAAAUUGAUUCGCUGGCGCCAAGGAGUCAAGAAAGUAGCGAAGAAUCACAAUCGUUCAAAACUGCCCCUUCCGAACCCGCAGAACUGAGAGGGUUGGCGCAGCAAGAAGAAGAUACUCCACAAGUCUCGCAAGAGGUGGGUAACUCUAAGGUUGAGGCUGACGCUGAGGCUGACUCGGCUCAUGAGGAACUGUCCGUGCCCGGCAAAAUCAAUAGCGUAGUGGACCAGCAACCUGAAGUAAGCGGAAAUGCCGAGGGCAAUUUUGCUUCUAAUGAUGAGACCAGCCCGCAAAAAACAGACACGAUCGAAAACAACAACGAGGCAAAAUCAACAGAGGGAGCAGAAAAGGAACCAAUUGAUGAGCCGGUCGACGCUUCCAAACAUGACCAGGUCAUGAAAACCGAAAAUGACGCAGUUGAUAGUGCUGCCAAACGGGGAAGCGUUGAAGAGAGUCCUGAAGCGGGAAAGGAAAGCGAUCGAUUGGAAAGGGAAGAGCAAACUGCACACCAAGAAAAACCGGCCAAAGAAAACUUGCCAAUCUCCCUGGAGGCUAAAGAAUUGAAUGUAGAGGAAAGCGCAAAGCAGGUUGAAGAUGAUGAAGAAGAAGGAGAAGGAGAAGAAGAGGCCGAUCUUGAUCCAAAUCAACCUCCAGCUAAGAGCGAAUCUGCUCCUACCAAACUGCCGGGUCUCACCAAGAACCAAAAAAAGAAAAAGAAUCGAAACAAGAAGAACAAAAAAAAGUAA
Molecule: messenger RNA, 4674 nt
Organism: Lodderomyces beijingensis
Lineage: Eukaryota; Fungi; Ascomycota; Pichiomycetes; Serinales; Debaryomycetaceae
Source: the annotation of a GenBank genome assembly